AUGCCGUCAAGUAAUGGUCAAGAACAGCCAGAAGCGACUGUAUUUUACGUUGGCGGUGAAUACAUUCAAGAUGACCGAGGAACGCAUAUGACCGGAUCCAUGUGCGUACGACGCUACGGGAAGAAAGUUCCUGGACAACCUGCCAUUGUCUUCAUACAUGGUGCAGCCCAAACGGGGACACAUUGGGAGGCAACACCGGAUAAUCGGCCUGGCCUAGCCAUGCUCCAGGCCGCAGACAACUGGGAGUGUUACGUGGUUGAUCAGCCAGGAGUAGGACGAUCUCGUUAUCAUGCAGCGGACAUUGGAGAUCUUACUCAUUACACCGUCGAGGAGCUGGAGGCCGCCUUUACUGCGCCUCAACCUGAAAACUCGCCAUGGGCACAUCUCCAUACGCAGUGGCCCGGCUCCGGGAAGCGAGGGGAUCCCGUAUUCAACGCCUUUUACGCCAGCCAAGUCGGACAUAUCGGCAGCUACGCAAAGGUCGAGUCCCUUUUCAGGCCGGCAAUCAAGGCACUGCUAAACGGGAUCGGCCCGGCAUUUCUCAUCACUCACUCUCAGUCAGGGCCACUCGGAUGGCACGCUGCCGAUGUCUGUCCAGAGUUGGUCUGUGGCAUCGUGGCAUUGGAACCUCAUGGCCCACCGUUCCAGUAUCCAGAUUGUCCGCCGUUCAACUCCCGACCUGAGAUUGUCGGCAAGUUGAUACAUCCCUUUGGCAUUACGAGUACACCGCUACGCUAUGAUCCACCAUUACAAGAAGAUGCCGAUAAGUUGCCGUACGGAAUGUUGCCGACACGAGGCGAAGACAUGAUAGAGGAGAUAGGAAUAUACGCGGGUCUGAUGAAGGGUCCUCGGCAAGAGUAUCCUAUACGACGUCUCGAGAAUCUUGGUCAUAUUCCUGUUGUAUUGGUGACCGCUGAAGCAUCGUAUCAUGCAGGAUACGACCAUCUGACGACUGAGUUUCUCCGUGACGCAGGGGUUCCUGUAGAACAUGUCUAUCUGGCGGACCAGAAAAUACGUGGCAAUGGACAUAUGAUGGCAAUCGAGAAGAAUAACAGAGAGAUACAACAAUACAUUAGCAAGUGGCUGAGGAAGCAGGUUCCUCAUACCUUGUCAUAG
Messenger RNA from Trichoderma aggressivum f. europaeum, 1116 nucleotides. RefSeq lists its product as uncharacterized. The transcript has a single exon. The coding region runs from base 1 to 1116 and encodes 371 amino acids. Lineage: Eukaryota; Fungi; Ascomycota; Sordariomycetes; Hypocreales; Hypocreaceae. The record is from RefSeq and is a predicted model, not a curated record.